Molecule: messenger RNA, 1720 nt
Organism: Spinacia oleracea (spinach)
Lineage: Eukaryota; Viridiplantae; Streptophyta; Magnoliopsida; Caryophyllales; Amaranthaceae
Product: 3-ketoacyl-CoA synthase 4-like
Exons: 1
Coding region: 148-1515 (455 amino acids)
Biological process (GO): fatty acid biosynthetic process
Cellular component (GO): membrane
Molecular function (GO): acyltransferase activity, transferring groups other than amino-acyl groups
Source: RefSeq, a predicted model, not a curated record
AGUUAUUGCACGGCUGCCCCAACCCUCUGCAUGCUUGCCAAUUCAAAACUCUUUCUUCCAAUAUAAAUUCUCAACCCAAUUCUUUAAUUUGUUCAUUCAUCCAAUUAUAUUUCAUAAACCAUUUUCCCAAAUCCCAAAUAAUAAAAUAUGAAGAUUUCCUUAAAAAUAUUCCUACAAGCAACAUUCUUAUGUCUACUCCUAUUAUCCCAAAUUCCUCCUUCCUCAAUUAUCUCCCUCUCCUUACCUCUUCUUCUCAUUUACUUAGUCUACUACUUUUUCUUUAAGCCGUACCCCGUCCUCCUCCUGGACUACUCUUGCUAUAAACCUCCCAACAAUAGAAAAUGUAAUUUCGAACUUUGUGAGUAUUUCGUCAAGAAAACCGGGUCUUUUACGCAUAAGAGUGUAGAGUUUAUGCGUUCCAUCUAUAACAAAUCGGGUUUAGGAGAGGAGACUUACGCGCCUCCGUUUAUUUUUCAAGGUUAUAAUAAAGGCUCCUUAGACUUUGCAUUGUUAGAAGCUAAGGAAGGUAUGUUCACGGCUGUUGAUAAUUUAUUAUCGACAGCCAAUAUGGACCCUAAAGAUAUUCAUAUUGUUAUUGUCACAUGUGGUAGCUUUUCUCCAGAACCUUGUUUUUCCUCCUUAUUAAUUAAUCAUUAUAAAAUGGGUCCCACUGUUAAAGCUUAUAAUCUCAGUGGAAUGGGUUGUGGCAGUGGGAUCCUCUCCAUUGAUAUGGCAGCUCAUAUUUUACGAGGCGCGGGAAGAAAUGUCCAAAACGCCCUUAUUGUUGUUACGGAGAAUAUUAGCCUUAAUUGGUAUUUUGGUGAGGACAGGUCCAUGUUGGUGACUAAUUGCAUUUUCCGAGUUGGUUGUGCGGCAGCGAUCGUCACCAACGACCCCAGUCGCCGCCGGGAUGCCAAGUUUCAACUCGUUCACUCGUUACGGACUCACCAUGGGGCCGAUGAUAGUUCUUACAAGGCUGCAUUUCAAGAAGAGGACAAUAAGGGCAAUUCCGGUGUUUCACUCACCAAGGACUUAAUUAGAGUGGCGGGUCAAAACUUAAAGUCUCAUUUAACUACUCUAGCACCAAGAGUCCUCCCACUGAGUCAACUCGUUCAGUACGUAAAAUCGGUGGCGCUCACCGUGUUGACUCGGGGCGAGUCUAAAGUAAUGGUACCCGAUUUUACGACUGCGUUCGAGCAUAUUUGCAUCCACACAGGCGGAAAGGCAGUGAUUGAACAAGUAGGGAAGGUGUUGAAGUUAGAGGACACGGUCACGGAGCCGGCUCGAAUGACACUCCACCGGUUCGGGAAUACGUCGAGUAGCCUAGUGUUCUACGAGUUGGCUUAUUUUGAGGCCAAGAAAAGGAUUAAAAGAGGGGAUAGAGUAUGGAUGUUGGCAUUUGGGACAGGUUUUAAGGUUGGAAGUUUGGUUUGGAAGGCGUUACAAGAUUCAAAUGAUGAUCGCAAUAAUCCAUGGAGUGAUUGUAUUCAUAGGUACCCACUCAAGUGUUGGUAAUUGGUAAAUGAUAAAUGGUAAUUUACAUUAAGUAAAAAUAUGUCAAUUAAUUUGUUCGUUCAAUCUGACAAUUAAAAAUUUAUUGUCAGAGGGUUUUAAUAGUGAAAGUUUUACAUAGGUGGUAGGUUGUGUAACAAGCAAAAUAUAUUGAUUCAAAAAAUGUACCAUUAAAUUAUUAUGUGAAAAUUUCUUUUGUUUCUGUAAA